Myxocyprinus asiaticus (Chinese sucker) is the source of this 2565-nucleotide messenger RNA. RefSeq names its product regulator of G protein signaling 7b (gene rgs7b). The record is from RefSeq and is a predicted model, not a curated record. Gene Ontology annotation, biological process: regulation of G protein-coupled receptor signaling pathway; intracellular signal transduction; G protein-coupled receptor signaling pathway. Lineage: Eukaryota; Metazoa; Chordata; Actinopteri; Cypriniformes; Catostomidae. The coding region runs from base 197 to 1576 and encodes 459 amino acids. The transcript has 18 exons.
CGCCGCCGCUCGCUGGAGGAGAGGGAUGCGAUAGUGUUCACACCGAGGGGCAAAUACUCAUUCUUUCCAAUGAAUAACUGCCCUUCCAGCGCCACUGCCAGCGGACAACCCGCCCUGCGAGAGGAAGCGUCCAGCGCGUGAGAUUGUCUAAGGAGUAUCUGUCAGCAGCAGCUCUGGCCGUUCUUCUGGUUGAGAUAUGGCGCAGCCGAACACGUGUGGUCAGAGCACUAAUGGUGUGACCGAUGAGUCUCCAAACAUGCUGGUGUACAGGAAGAUGGAAGACAUCAUCGCUCGCAUGCAGGACGAAAAGAACGGGAUUCCCAUCCGGACCGUCAAGAGUUUUCUGUCAAAGAUCCCGAGUGUGUUUUCUGGCUCUGAUAUUGUUCAGUGGAUGCAGAAACAUCUCAACAUUGAAGAUCAAGUGGAGGCUCUUCAUCUGGGAACACUGAUGUCGGCUCACGGUUAUUUCUUCCCCAUAUCAGAUCACGUCCUCACAUUAAAGGAUGACGGAACAUUCUACCGCUUUCAGACUCCGUACUUCUGGCCAUCAAACUGCUGGGAACCAGAAAACACUGACUAUGCCGUUUAUCUCUGCAAACGAACAAUGCAAAAUAAAGCUCGUCUGGAGUUGGCUGAUUAUGAAGCUGAGAGUUUGGCGAGACUCCAGAGAGCUUUUGCUCGGAAAUGGGAGUUUAUAUUUAUGCAAGCAGAAGCACAAGCGAAAGUGGACAAAAAACGGGACAAAAUUGAGCGUAAGAUCUUGGACAGUCAGGAGCGAGCGUUCUGGGACGUACACAGACCUGUGCCUGGCUGUGUGAAUACAACUGAAGCAGACAUAAAGAAAUCUUCACGAAUGAAACAACCACACAAAACACGGAAGUCAGUAUACGGUCUACAGAAUGACAUCCGCAGUCACAGUCCGACUCACACGGCCACACCUGAAGUCAAAGAGCCCACAGAGGAGGAGCUACUCAACCAGAUACAAUAUUGGCAAGCGCAGUUAGACAGACAUCGGUUAAAAAUGUCUAAAGUUGCAGAAAGUUUGUUGAGUUUCUCUGAGCAGUAUAUGGAGUAUGAUCCGUUCUUCACAACACCAGAACCUUCAAACCCCUGGAUCACUGAUGACAACACGUCCUGGGAGCUGGAGGCCAGUAAGGAGCCUGGACAGCAGAGGGUGAAGCGUUGGGGUUUCGGAUUCAACGAGGUUUUGAAGGAUCCGGUCGGGAGAGAACAGUUCCUGAAGUUCCUUGAAUCGGAGUUCAGCUCGGAGAACCUCAGAUUUUGGUUGGCCGUACAGGAACUGAAGAAGCGUCCAAUCCGUGAGGUGCCCAGCAGGGUGCAGGAGAUCUGGGAAGAGUUUCUUGCACCUGGAGCUCAGAGUGCCAUCAACGUCGACUCCAAGAGUUACGAAAAAACCACACGGAACGUGAAAGAUCCCGGACGCUACGCUUUCGAAGACGCUCAGGAGCACAUCUACAAACUCAUGAAGAGUGACUCUUACAGUCGCUUCAUCAGAUCCAGUGCCUACCAGGAGAUGCUGCAGGCCAAGAAAAAGAAAAGCAAGAAUCUUUUCUAGCAUCUGAAUGACAGCUUCUGUUGAGGCUCCGUUACAGCUCAUCUGUACAUUCAUCUAUUUACUGCUCACUGUUCUAAACAUCAGACCAGUUGAGCGCUCACUGCAUGUCCCGGGAGCAGAGGUAUUUUUCCUUUUCAACAUUUCUCCCCCCCAAUCACCUCUUUUAUGUGAUGUCGAUUCAUUCUGGACUUUACGGACUUGAAUUUGCAAAAGUUUUUCAGAAAAGCCAUUUCUACUGAACAUCAGUCGACUUCCUGAGUUUCAGCUGCCCAUUGCCAACUGAACACAAAGCAAAUAUUUAAGCCGUCUCCAAAUUGUAAUGUAUAAUGUUUGUUGGAAUAUAAACUUUCAUUGUAUGAAAGCACUAUACAUAUAUUACGGUUGAUUUGCCGUUAGCACAGAUAACGUCCCUCUGGAAUGAGCGCUUUGAUGUCGAGAUGCGGUUUCUCACCUCUUACAUUUAUUUUUAUUUUUAUACUUUAAGAACUUCAUUUGUUUUCUGUAUGUUUUGUAAAUUUGUGCAUAAAUCCUGGAUAAUCAGCAUGUUUUCUGAUGAAGCCAAAGUGCAUAUGAUAAACAAUAACAGAUGGAUCAGAAUGUUUAUCACCCUCUAUAAACAUGUAAACACACACAGAGUGAAAAACGAUGACUGUUUGGUUGAGUGAUAAUGUAUAGAUGGGUAGUGAGGUUUAAAUAUUAAUGUAUAGAUGGAUAUAUGUACAGAGGUUAAUUUAUGGACAGUCAUGUAUAGAUUUAAUCAUGUAUGAACAGUAAGGUAUGGAUGAAAAAGUAUAGUGGGUAAUAUACUGUAUGGAUACUUAUAGCACACACUUUUGACAUUUAAUUGCAUGCAGGAUAUGAAUUUUAGAUACAGUGCAUUCAGAAAGUAUUCAGACCCCUACAUUUUUUGCACAUUUUGUUACGUUGCAGCCUUAUGCUAAAUGCUUUAAAUUAUUAUUUUUCACAUCAAUCUGCACUCCAUACCCCAU